Molecule: messenger RNA, 2703 nt
Organism: Zootermopsis nevadensis
Lineage: Eukaryota; Metazoa; Arthropoda; Insecta; Blattodea; Termopsidae
Source: RefSeq, a predicted model, not a curated record
ACUAGGCUAUGUCUGAUGUUGGCUGCGCUGGAUGUAAUAAGAUGGUCGAUAGUGUAGGUUGUAGAAUAAGUCGUCUCAAGAUUAAACUGUUUCUAUCGAUAAUUACUGUUAUGUAAAGGAGUAGACUCAGUAUGGUUAGAGUGAUCAAUUCAAGGAUUCGGAUGGCGAAGCAACAAGUGCAUAAUACAUAAAUUUGGCGAGGAAACCUCUCGAAAAAGUCAUUUUGAAGAAGUGUGGACGCGGGUAGAUAUCAACGUUUCGGAGGAACGCAUCGCUUCCGUCUUCAGGUGUCGUGACGGUGUCAUAACCAGAAAGACCAAUAUCAGCUUCUCGUCAUCAGGACAUAUGAUCUCAUUUUAACUUGUUGUUUCUUAUUGAUGUAGCAGCAUUUUACAGAGUACUUCAUAUUAAUAGCAUAACACGGACAGAAUGAAAGUGGAACCUAACAUGGAACAUGAGGCAAACCCAGCACCAUUACUUGAUGAAAUUCAGGUGAUUGAUGAUGAUGAAGCAGGCGAUCCUGUAUCAAUAACAUCGUCCAUAAUGAAGGCUGAACUUUGGCACAACUUAGAAGCGGUGAAAGUGGAACAGGGCACUGAUUGUGGUAUCUACCCAGCGCCUUCAUUUGAAGAUCAGUUGAUUGAGAUUAAAGAAAUAGGUGGUCCUAUACCAAUAGCAUUCCCUGCAAUAAAGACUGAAAUUCAACAGGAAGAGUUGUGGGAUUUUACUGCCGUGAAAGACGAAGCAAAAGAGGAGAAAUAUGAAGAGUGUGUGUACAGUUUGGAUGAGUUUGGCGACCCACAAGAAGAAUUUAUUAAUAGUGUCAAGCCUGAAUUGAACACAGAUGGUCAAAAGGUGUCCGUUGACAGUUUUGAUAGUUGUAGUACCAGCUCACACGCCAUUUCUGCUGGACAGGGACCACACAAAUGGAAGAUGAGAAGUCGUCAUGCUCGCCCAGGAGAAAAUCCAUCAAAAAGUGACACGCACAACAGAUUUUUGUCUGUGAAAGCAAGUUCUGCAGUGGAAUGUAGUGAUCACAGAGAAAAUAAGCCAUAUAAUUGUGAAUUUUGUAUGAAAUCUUUUUCUAGUAAGCAUAGACUUGUACGACACUGUAGUAUUCACACAGAGAGGAAAGUGUUCAAAUGUAAUAUUUGCAGUCAACGUUUCUUUGAAAAAGAGACGCUUGCAAUUCAUGUUCUUGUCCAUUCAGGAACAUUAUCUUACUCACAUUGGAGGAAGGCGAUUGAAAUGUGAUUCAUGCGGUAUCACGUUAUUCCAAUAUUGGGUCCAGUGGCGAAGACGGUCACCCAGUGUAAAAGAUAUUUUGUUUGUCUUGGCUGUUAUCGGCUGCGUGUCGCAGCAUGCACUCGGUCCACCUGGCUGUGCAUUGUGUUGGCAUACCAUUACACCACAGAAUUAAGUCUUGACGGCGCAUAUGAUACGCGUCUUUAAAUCCCCUAUUCCUGUACGAUAAUGGUUUAAUUGAAGCUAUCAAGUCAUGAGGUUGUACUUUCACUACUGUGAAACUCCGGUAACUUUCAUUAUUACCUUACGCAUUUGCCAUUGGACCUCAUCCUGAGCCAGUUGAAUCCACUUUUCAUGUUCACACACUGAUUCUGUGCUUAAUUUUUAUGUUAUCCCUCCAUCUGUGCCUAAGUCUACCAGGUGGUCUCUAGUCUGUUGACCCAAUUGCUCUUCUUAUUUGUGACUCACAUCGAACAAUACCAAGUUCAGUCUGACAUCAAUAUAAUACAAACUAAAUAUAUUAAACUUACUGCGGUGUCAUACGUCAAAAAAUUGACCUGAGAAGGUUUGAAGGUGGAAGAUGUUUUAUUCUGAUGGUUAGAACUGCCUCAAUUUGCCUCCGCAUAGAGCGAUAUGAAUCUGCUGUCGUUUCAAAAAAAUUAAUUUGCAUGAGAAUUGAGCAGUAGUACAGAUAUCGAACGUGUUCUGGAUAUGGGGUGUAGUAAACUUGGGAUUUGCAAAAUCCUGUUAUUAUGAUGAAUGACUUUUUUUUCCUUGUGUUUCCACUUUAAAAAUUCUUGAACUUUAAAAAUGUGUGCACGUGAUUGUGCAUAUGUGUAUGGAGGGAGUGACAGAGAAAAGUAUGGAAUUUUGUGUAGUUACGGAUACUGUCAAAAUUGUUGUAGUGAGUUCACUGACGCAGAGUAACAAAUCCGGCUCUCUGGUCGUAGAACCCGAUUUUCUGUUUGAAAUUUAUACACGUGUUGUAAUAAUCAAUAUUAUUUAUUUUUGAGGUUUUCAAAUUCGGUUGUUGAUUUACUCGGUUGUUGAUUUACUCGGUAGAUUUUCUAGAGGAAAGAUUAAAUCAUGAUUGCUUCACCUUGCUAUGUGGGAACUUGAGAUUCUCUGAUUAUGACUUAUGGUACCUUGUUAAAUAAAUUGAAACAUAUUCAGAAAACCUCAAAUUACAUAUUCAGAGGAGUUUAUAUAUACACACACACUUAUGAUGAAAGUAUGUGAGAUUAAUUUUUUAAUGCUUAUUACUUUGCUAUAUACAUUUUGUUUAUUGCACUACUAAGAUCGUUGUAAGCUCUAUAAACCUUAUUUUAAUUACCCCAUUUUUCCAAAGUGCAAUAAUUUAACUUAUCAUAUUUAGAAAGUUAUUAUUUUAUUUUACUAACUCCACUUUAUAAUUAUAAAUAUAUUGAUCACAAUAAAUAUUUUAGGCGUUAUAUUUAC